This is a messenger RNA of Toxorhynchites rutilus septentrionalis, 3853 nucleotides long. Its product is annotated as plexin domain-containing protein 2. The coding region runs from base 344 to 2125 and encodes 593 amino acids. The transcript is spliced from 8 exons. The record is from RefSeq and is a predicted model, not a curated record. Lineage: Eukaryota; Metazoa; Arthropoda; Insecta; Diptera; Culicidae.
UGCUACUGCCGUCUGGGGUUCAUUAGUAGUCGCGGAUGUGUCCAAGUGAACGACGUUGUGAAGUUAUGCGUUGUGCAAAGUGGUGACCCCAUCGGAUUUACUGCAACUAGGUCUCCCUUGGCUCCUCCGAUUCUAGUGCGUAUUGCGAGUGGAUUUUCGGCUGCCACGGAUAUAUAGUGAGAUUGGGCCCAUUCCGUGUGGAUUAAAUCUGUUUCGUGGGCUUUUGUGUACCGUAUGGUGAACUAAAAGGUCAUUGUGCACAAAAGCGGAGGAAAAAAGUGCGAACAAGUGGAUAGGCAAGUUUUAUGUAUCUGUUUGCUGUCUGUUGGUGUGCUUUGAAAUAAUGGCGAAUGUAAAAGGUGCUGUUUUGAAGAGUGCACUUUUCUUGCUGAUUUUGCUGGCAGACUGUUGGGUGAGCUGUGAGGAAGAAUGGGGGUCCAGCGGGAAACGACAGUCAACAGAAACGCCCAACAAAACGUCGGCCGAGUCACAGACACCUGAUCCGGUAAAAUUGUUCAAUCUCAAAUGGCAACUUGGGAUCGAGAACGAGAACAAAACCAGCGCGACUAAGCAGAAAUUGCUGAACGAGAAUCUCACCGGUAAGAAGGCGUUCAGUGCAAAUGAAACUUACUACACCGACCAUUUGCUGGGGGUCAAUGGAACCGGCCAGCGGAGAGAUUACUCGGUGGUCUCGAUUAAGCCUGGCGUGGAACCGACCACCGCCAAAACGCCCACACAGGGUAGCGUGUUGCUGAGUGCGAUUAAUGCAUCGAUUGAAUCCAAAGGGAAACUCGAGGCCAAGCUGGCGGUAUCCGAGGAUAGCAGCACCACUACUACGUUGGAUGCGGUGAGUGAUGCCAUCAAUAUCGAUACGGUGGAACGAACCGAAGCUGAGUUGAAUGCCACCUUGCACGACCAUAACAUAACCAAAUCGCAAGAGGAUUACCAUACGUACUAUAACAGUGUGUGGACCACCGAUAAGAAUGCAAGUGAUGCGUAUUGGAAGCGGCUGGAUAACAUGAACGUGAGCAGCCUACUGUCGAAUUCCCAUCGGAGAGCUACGACAGUCUUGCUGUCUUUCGAUUUCCCAUAUUACGGUUAUCCUAUCCGAAACAUAACAAUCGCUACGGGUGGCUUCUUGUACACCGGUGAUUACGUCCACUCGUGGCUUGCCUCAACACAAUAUAUCGCUCCAUUAAUGGCCAAUUUCGAUACCAGCCUAUCGAACAACUCAUUCGUAAAGUUCCGCGACGAUGGAGAAACAUUCACGGUGGUGUGGGAGAAUGUGUCACUUCAGGAUCGGCCCGAGAAUGGAUCGUUUAUGUUCAGCGCUACGCUCAACAAAUCAGGAGACAUUGUGUUCGCGUACAAAACUAUUCCCAUUGAUAUACAACAAAUCUACGAUGAUAAACAUCCGGUUAAGGUGGGACUUUCGGAUGCUUACAUCAUCGAUAAGACUAUUUUCCGCACCAAACAGAAGACAAUCUACGAGUACCACAGGGUUAAUUUCGGUCGCUCGAAGGUUCAAAAUAAUACGCUGAUUACACUCUACGCUCAGCCGACGUGUUUCAGCUUCAAAGAUUGCCAGGCUUGCAUGAAUCAUGAGGGAGCCGAAUUUAAGUGUAUCUGGUGUCCGACACUUAACCGCUGCUCAACAGGCGUCGAUCGCAAACGCCAAGAUUGGAUCCACAAAGGCUGUGACAAAACUCAAAUCAUGGAAAUCUCAGUGUGUCCAGCUUUGGGCCAAAAAGGCAACAAUUACGGCGAACCGGUAGAGAUCAGCACCGAAGGUAAUGACACCAACGGUACCUACCGGCACGAGACCGAGGUCCAUCUGUCGAAGAACACUAACAGUAAAACCGGGCCGAGCGGUUCCAGUGGGGACGACAGUGUCAACAAGGUUCCCGCUUUCCAUGCCUCCACAGAGCAGGAAUCGUCAAGCAACAGCUUGCUAGUGUCCCUGAUGAUCGUCUCGGGCAUCCUGCUCAGUUGCGGAUGUUGGGCACUGUAUGCGUACCGGAAUCCGCACACCAAGAGCGGCCAGUUGCUGAUUAGAUACCGCCCGAACAAAUGGUCCUGGCGACGGGGUGAAGCACGCUACACUGCCGCCACAAUCCACAUGUGAGAACGGGACCAACAGAACCAUCCCCAGCAUCCCGCCUACCAUCGACCGAUGCUGCAUUUCGUUGGCCACGAAGAAGAACGCCUGCUAAGUUACUUGUACCAGCUGGACGAAGCAGGUGGUGGCAACUCGAUUGCCACAUCCUGUGGUCUCGAAGCAGCCAACUAUACAUUUACAACGGAACUGGGUGACUGAAACUGCUAACUGCUCUUGAUGAAAACGUUGGUAAUGGCGAUAAUGAUAAUGAUGAUGUGAUGAUGGAGGAAAGAAGGAGUAAUGAGCACAUCGGUAUGGGCGGAAAAGAAUGAGUGCGCGCAUGUAUGAGAGAGCUUCUUUGUUACGUUUCCUUUAAAUUCUACACACAAAAAUACUUAAUCGUAUAAAAAAAUUGUCCUCGACAGUAUGAACUCGGCAGAGUAGAGGUUAAGGGUCAUACCCACUUACCUUAACAUCAUCAAAUGGCAAUUAUGGUUUAUUAUUUUGAUUCUUUAACACUUGUAGUGAUAUUUACAUCUAUAUUUUAGCACAAAAAAAAAUCUGUCCAGUUAUAACAGUAAGGUAGAUUCGUAGAUGUUUUCUGCUUUUGUUAAUUUUUAUUAGUACUUGUGGGCUCUAUUGUUUUAUCCACAUGACUCUAUUAUUUGUGUUUCCGUUGUAUUUAGACUUUCGAAAAAUGCUUAGCACCUUUAGUUGUAUGCUCAUAAAUAAAUUAGACGUAGUUAGAAACUAUUAUUUCAUUACUUUGUUUCGUUUUAUCCUUCUGAUAUGUAGCAUCUCAGCAAGUGAAAUCCAAACUGUUAAUAAUCACACAUUCGUUCAGUUAUAUCAUCGAUUUAUUUCGCAAAACCUCAGUUGAAAAGUAAUUUUUGUGUGAACAAAAAAAAUAGGAUGAAAACAAAUUCAAAGUUAAUCGAUGCGAUGAAUGAACAUAACGAAACCUACCUAUAUAUCACACAACUUGCUGUAUUCGUAACAUAAGAAAAUAAUUUUCUAGGCGAAACUAUGUGCAAAUAAAAAUAUAAUGAUAAUUAUUCCUAGAAGUAAACACAUGAGCAACAUUAUGAUCUGUUAGUUUAAGAACAUGCACACUUAACUAUGAUAGUAGCUAUAAAACACACAAAACCAUCUGCCGUUGCCCGACGAAUUCCCAAAUUGGUCACAAAGGUACCGAUCAUGUCACAUAUAACAAAAUGCAUCCAAACUAUACUCACUUUUGCAUAAUAAAUAAGUGUACGAGCAAUGAAAAAAAUACCUUACAGCAACAGAUUAUGUAGGUGCGGAGUAAACCCGAAACCCGGAAGGAUAAAUGUUUCAUGAACGAUUUUUUAUGUUUGCUCAUUGGUUUUGAUUUAAUCACACUGGAAAGAUUGCAAAGUUAAACGAAUAUACAGUCCCGACUGUUAUAGUGCCUUACAAUGAUAGAGAUUUUGUCCCACGCGAGAAAAACACCUAUCUAGGGAAGUUGUGUUUCACUCCAAGCGUCUCAGUAAAAGAAACCUUUCGAACGUUGCAAAAUCCUAAACAAUCCUAAACACAACAUAGAGAAAGGAUAGAUUCCCAAAAUCAUUUCGAUGCGAUGAAAAUGGAACGUAAUUGUGGGUGAGUCUUUUGCAUGCAUAUUUGGUAACGUUGUACGCUAUAGGGAAAUACACAAUAAUAUGCCUAGGCAUUAACUUUUAGAAGACGAUGGAAAUAAUGGUUCAAAAUCGUCUAAACAGAAAAUGAUUGAAA